This is a messenger RNA of Pogoniulus pusillus (Red-fronted tinkerbird), 1973 nucleotides long. RefSeq names its product regulator of microtubule dynamics 2 (gene RMDN2). The record is from RefSeq and is a predicted model, not a curated record. The transcript is spliced from 11 exons. The coding region runs from base 87 to 1340 and encodes 417 amino acids. Gene Ontology annotation, cellular component: mitochondrion; spindle microtubule; cytoplasm. Gene Ontology annotation, molecular function: microtubule binding. Lineage: Eukaryota; Metazoa; Chordata; Aves; Piciformes; Lybiidae.
CGGCGGGAGAGCUGCGGGGCCGCGGCGUGCCGCACCUGGGCCAGAGCCUCUCCUGCUCCCGGACCGGCCCGCCGGAGAGUGCAGAAAUGGCUCCCUUUGAAAAUAAAGGACUAAUACUGGGCAUAAUGGCAGGGACUGCUGGAAUAAGCCUGAUGCUGGUUUGGUACCGUAAGAGCCGAAAACCCAGUGCUGCUGUGCGCGUACCUACGUUCGUAGGUGUAGGUAACAGGCUUAAUUCAGUGGGCUUGCAAGAUGAAGUUCCUAAUGAGCAAGGAGCGGUAAUGGUUUUACAUGGAAGGCAACUGCAGAUACUGGAAAAACUGAACGGCUUGCUAGUCAGUGUGGAUGAACUGAAGAGAGAGGUGGCAUUUCUGAAAGAAGCUGUUCCAAAGCUUGAAGAGCUUGUUCGAAAUGAACUUCAGGGAAAGGGAGAUGUUCAGAGGGUCAGCCCAUCACACAGAGCAACGAAGCGGAGAAAAGGUGAGACAGCUUCUGGUGCAACAGAAACUACCAGCUCUGAGGAGGCGGAAAGUGAAGGAGGUUACCUUACUGCUCAUACUGAUUCUGAAGGAGACUCUGAGGAAGAAAAGGAACGUGUGAAAUCACCUGAUGCUGCUGUGAAAUCAGAAGAAGAAGAAUUACUUGAUUUUUUACAGCAAGUGGACAACUUGCACAAGGGUUCCCAGGAUGAUAAAAGGGAGGGCUUCAGGUUGCUGUGUGAGAAAGAUGACAAGUAUGAAAACUCUGCAGACUUCCUUUGGAGACUUGCACGUGCUUAUGGGGAUCUGUUUGAGAUGACUACUGAUGCUGAGGAGAAGAGGCAGUAUGUUACUGAUGGAAAGAUUAAAGCUGAAAAGGCUGUUCAGCUGGAUGCCAAGAGUGCUGAGAGUCACCAGUGGUUUGCAAUUAUGUGUGGCUAUAUGUCUCAGUUUGAAAGUGUACAAAACAAAAUCAGGAAUGGUUAUCUCUUUAAGGAGCACCUAGACAAAGCAAUUGAACUUAAACCUCAAGAUCCUUUUUUAUAUUACCUCAAUGGAAGAUGGUGCUAUUCAGUAGCUCAGUUGUCUUGGAUUGAAAAGAAAGUAGCUGCUGCUCUCUUUGGGACUCCACCGACUUCAACAGUAGAAGAAGCCUUGCAGAAUUUCCUUAAGGCUGAAGAAAUGCAUCCAGGGUAUUCCAAAUGCAAUUAUGUUUAUUUGGCAAAGUGCUAUAAAGAUCUCGGCCAGAAAAACAAUGCACUGAAAUGCUGUGAUUCUGCACUGUCAAUCCUCUCAGUUACUAAUGAGGACAAAGAGGCCCAGAAAGAUUUAGAGGCUUUGCUUCUUACGCUGAAGCUGUGAUGCUACGCACUUUAUAACCCCACGCUGAUAAAACUUCAAAACUGAAAUGGGAAUCUGUAAUGAUGGGACACUAUAGGUGAAUUCCAUAUAGGUGAACUCAUUGAUUUGGGGUGACCUGGAUCCUGGCCUUGAAGUAUCUGGUGAUUAUGAUAUGAAAAUGAGACAUUCAUUUCUGAUUAUUUAUGAUCUUGUACUGAAGUUUAAUUUUAGAUUGCUGACACUGUGAGUCUGAUUCUUUGAACAUGAAGUCCACUGCUGGCAAUGGAUAUACUGGGAGUUAGAAGGCAAAAAUGCAUAAAUCUUGCUUUUCUGAAAGAUUGGGUACUGUGUGAUGCCAACAUAGAACUGUGUGUAGCAAAAACAAACAAAAUGUUUAUAGUAAAUUAUAUUUGUAUCAACCAAUUUACAAAAGAAAAUGAUGAAUGUUUAUGUUUACACAUUUCUCUACUCUUAUAAAAUUAUACUGUUGUCCAAGAAAUAAGUGAAUAAGUUAAAGAAAAGAGCUGUUAGCACCACAAAGCUCUUUUUACUUUAAACUGGCAGUUGGUUUUACAUGGAAAUGUGAAAACUUAAUAAAUUAAAUAUUAAGGUUAUAUUUUAUUUGUAAGCUCAAGUACAGUAUUAAAAAUCAGA